GGGGCAAGAGAAAGAUACAGAGAUACAGAGAUCGAGAGUUAACUUUAAUUGUGACCACCAGAAACACAGAAAAGGAAAAUGAUCCAGAUCUGUUGUGAUAAACUUCUUGCAUUUCACCUACUUCUCAUCUUCUUCCACCUCAUGUCAGUGGUGAAAUGUGGGUCAAACGAGAUCUUGACUUUCACAGCGAAUGAAAGUGGAAAAGUUGAAAUACGGUGUCCAUAUGAGUCAGGAUAUGAAGAAAAUAUAAAGUAUCUCUGUAGGGGCGGAUGUAAAAUACUAAAUAAAAACAUACCUGUAAGUUCUGGAUCGAUAACCAAUGAUAAAAGAUUCUCUCUGAUUGAUAACUCAACGACUCACGUCUUUACUGUCACCAUCACUGAUCUGACACCAGAAGAUGGAGGCACAUACUGGUGUGUAGUAAAGACAGGCUUUGGACUCUUUGAUGACUAUAAAGAGAUUCUACUGGAAAUUAAACAAGGUUCGAUAACCACAAUGACGACGAUGUCAACAAAAACUCAAACAGUCUCCAUCUACUCAAACCAACCGGGAUCUACCCAUAAUACAGUCAUCACUUUGGCUUUGUCAUCAUCAUCCUCAUCGUAUUCAUCACAUUCACAUUCAGUGCCAAGAAAACUGAAAUCAGAUUUUAAUGUGGUCAUCAUCCCGCUGUCUGUAACAGUAAUUCUGCUUGUGUUCGGACUUUCACUCUUUGUGGCCUUCAGACACAGACAAAAGUGUAAAGAUCAAGAGUCUUUACUUAUUGGUAGUGACAGACUGCAAGAAAAUACUGAAAAUAAUGUUUAUAUUAUCUCUGGCUAUGAUGGACCUCAAGACGGCAAACAUCACCCUGAGUCACUACCCACAAACCCUUCUGAGACAGUGAGAUCUGUUUAUGCCAUGCCACAAUUACCCACAAACUCUUCUGAGACAGUGAGAUCUGUUUAUGCCAUGCCACAAUUACCCACAAACUCUUCUGAGACAGUGAGAUCUGUUUAG
Messenger RNA from Xyrauchen texanus (razorback sucker), 999 nucleotides. RefSeq names its product CMRF35-like molecule 5. The transcript is spliced from 6 exons. The coding region runs from base 79 to 999 and encodes 306 amino acids. Lineage: Eukaryota; Metazoa; Chordata; Actinopteri; Cypriniformes; Catostomidae. The record is from RefSeq and is a predicted model, not a curated record.